AGUCGACAGUCGGUUUUCACAUUAAACGAUCAUUUUAAGGGCUAACCAAUCAAACUGCAAAUUUAUACAAAUUGAUACUAAACGGGUUAUAUUAAUUUUAUAACAAAAAUUAAGUGUGUAAAUAAGUUUGAACGGAGUCAUAAUUAAAACUAAUUGGGUAUAAUACGGCGCUAAUUAUUUUGUAUUAAGGCGUGUUUUCGCUGGAAUUCUGUCCUUUUUUGUAGUAACGCGCGAGUGUUUGAAACUUUUUUGAUAGUGACGUUUUACUUUUUGUUUUCAAAAAAUGUUUAUUGUCCGUUUGUGGUCCGAUUGUGAACAAUAAAACUUCUUCGUUUGAAGUGUAUAGAGUUGUUUUUGGUACUGUUUGUGUAGUAAUCAUUGUCAAUGGUUUGUGGAAGUGCGGGGAAGAGAAUGCCGGUAUAGGGGUAGGCCACGGGUGGCCUUUUGAGGCCAUGCUUAAUAAUCUCACGGCUACAGCUUUAGGAGGUCACAAAGAUUCGUGCUCCGACGAGAGUAAGCCGCACGAAAUAAAACCGAACAUAGAGAGGUCGCACCAUGCGCUCGGGGCGCGCCUGCACAUCGCACACAACAUCAGGGCCGAUCACUUGCAAGGUGGCAUCCACCAGCCGCACAGUGGGGCGCAUAUGGCCACAGUGCCAGUCAGCAUGUCUUCCUCAGCAUCAGACAGUGAUAAACCGGCUAAGCAGAAGAGGCAUCGAACCAGGUUUACACCAGCACAACUGAACGAGCUAGAGCGAUGUUUCUCGAAGACACAUUAUCCUGAUAUAUUCAUGAGGGAAGAAAUCGCUAUGCGGAUCGGUCUUACGGAGAGUAGAGUUCAGGUUUGGUUCCAGAACCGACGAGCGAAAUGGAAAAAGCGCAAGAAGAGCACCAACGUGUUCCGCUCCCCCGGCGCUCUGCUCCCAUCACAUGGUCUUCCUCCAUUCGGGGCAGGAGACGUCUGCAGUCCAGGCGUGUUCGCUGACCGACCCUGGUCUAUGCCCGCGGGUCUUGGUCAGCUAUCACAAGGCGGUGUGUCAAUGGGCGGGUUUGGUGCCAGUACCCUCCCGCAGCUAGCAGCCGACCUCAACCCUUCCCUGCCCAUCAGCUCAGUGGCGUCUGCGCAGCCGUACCAGGGACAUUACCCGCUUAACUCCUUAGGAGACACCAUGAUGUCAUAUUGCAACAAUAUAAGCGGACAGCAAGGAGGUGGACCAUUAGAGGGUUCCCCUACUCCCCCACACAUGGGCCAUUGUGUUAAUAAUAACGCUUCGCCCACUGCAUCAGGUAACGGCGGUGAACAAGUAGAAGAGGAAGUAUGGCGCGGCCACAGCAUCGCGGCGCUGCGCCGGCGCGCGUCCGAGCUGUCGGCCGCCAUCCCGCCGUACCUGCAGCUCAACUACGACGCGCACAGCCCCGUCUACUGACACCGCCACGCCACCGACACGGACCGGCCCGUGUACUGAACACGAUAAACUUAAUAAAAAUAAACAAAACGAGUUUCAUUAUGCCAUCACCUUAUAACGGAGAUAUGUUACGCCAUUGUUUUGUUGCGGAGAUGUGUUACGCCAUUUCGCCGAUCGCGGAUUUAUGCGUAACGACUGUUCCGGUCGUUGCUGUUGUUAUGCUGCCCUUGUAUUGAGUACAACAAAUGAUAACAAUAUAAGGCUGAGGUAUGUUAUGCUAUUACCUUAGUGAUGUUGGAAUGGCAGAGCUAUGUUAUGCCAUUUCAGUUUUACUCUAUACGGUGUUGCAUUUUCUACUUUAACAAUGUUUUUGUAACGCGAAAUUGUGACGGAAUAAACUGAAUAAGAAAUAAAAGCAUGUACAAAACAUUGCUCUUUUUGUGAUCGAGCUUCACAAAAUAAAUUUG
Diatraea saccharalis (sugarcane borer) is the source of this 1873-nucleotide messenger RNA. The record is from the annotation of a GenBank genome assembly. Lineage: Eukaryota; Metazoa; Arthropoda; Insecta; Lepidoptera; Crambidae.